Messenger RNA from Sinocyclocheilus grahami, 2678 nucleotides. RefSeq names its product mitogen-activated protein kinase kinase kinase 12 (gene map3k12). Gene Ontology annotation, molecular function: ATP binding; MAP kinase kinase kinase activity. Gene Ontology annotation, biological process: protein autophosphorylation. Lineage: Eukaryota; Metazoa; Chordata; Actinopteri; Cypriniformes; Cyprinidae. Gene Ontology annotation, cellular component: cytoplasm. Bases 324 to 2678 code for a protein of 784 amino acids. The record is from RefSeq and is a predicted model, not a curated record. The transcript is spliced from 12 exons.
GUCACUUCAGCACCGUCGAGGAGGAACAGCUCCUUCCGCUCGACUAAUGAAGCCCAAAUCCGCGAUCAGCAGUCCAGCCGACGCGAUCCGGUGAAAACACGCCGAGCCCGGGGAGCAGCAGCGCUCGGUGAGCGAGGAGAACGCGUUUACCGCGGAGCCGCGAGGACCACAGCGGAUCCACCCGUCUCCUGACACCGCGCCAGCAGCAGCAUCCUCCGGAGAUACGGUGUGUUGACGAGCAGCGCUGCUACAGAUCGAGUGGUGAGGGCCACUUUUCUUAAGGGUGGGUAACGCAGUGGGCUACCCUCACCCCUUCUGCCCCCAUGGCUUGUGUCCAUGAGCAACAUGCCCCUUCCCCGUCCCUCUCAGGGUUCAGCACCCCGCUCUCCGAACCCCACUUCUGUCGGCCCGAUUCGGAGGUGCCGGCAAGCACGCCAGACACCGAACUCACCCCGACCCAGUGUGUGCUCCGUAACGUGCUCUCCAUCGACCCGGUGGGGGGCGGCAGUGGCACUCACAGCAACAGCCCCACCCUGAGCGACGAGCCCACCAACUUCUCCAACAGCGUGCUCAAGCUGCAGGAGGGCGGGGCCGAGGGCGGAGCCGUGCGCAACCAGUCCGACAGCUUCCGGCUGCAGGCGGGUGGAGGAGGCUUUCUGGAAGGCUUGUUUGGAUGCCUCAAGCCAGUGUGGACGAUGAUUGGGAAAGCCUACUCGACAGAGCACAAGCAGAGCCAGGAGGACUCCUGGGAGGUGCCGUUCGAGGAGAUCUCCGAGCUGCAGUGGGUCGGCAGCGGGGCGCAGGGAGCUGUUUUCCUGGGCAAGUUUCAUGGUGAGGAGGUGGCUGUGAAGAAAGUCCGAGACAUCAAGGAGACUGAGAUCAAACAUCUGCGCAAGCUCAAACACCCCAACAUCAUUACCUUCAAGGGCGUGUGCACGCAGGCUCCGUGUUACUGCAUCAUCAUGGAGUACUGCGCGCAAGGCCAGCUCUACGAGGUGCUGAGGGCCGGCAGGAAGAUCAUGCCAUCCCUGCUGGUGGACUGGGCCAUGGGCAUCGCAGGUGGCAUGAACUACCUCCACCUGCACAAGAUCAUCCACAGAGAUCUCAAAUCACCCAAUAUGCUGAUCACACACGACGACCUGGUGAAGAUCUCAGACUUCGGCACGUCUAAGGAGCUCAGAGACAAGAGCACCAAGAUGUCGUUUGCAGGCACUGUGGCCUGGAUGGCGCCCGAGGUGAUUCGGAACGAGCCUGUGUCUGAAAAAGUGGACAUCUGGUCGUUCGGUGUGGUGCUGUGGGAGAUGCUGACCGGUGAGAUCCCGUAUAAAGACGUGGACUCCUCCGCUAUCAUAUGGGGCGUGGGAAACAACAGCCUGCAGCUUCCUCUUCCUGAAAGCUGCCCUGAUGGCUUCAAAAUCCUGCUCAGACAGUGCUGGAACUGCAAACCCAGGAGCAGGCCGUCGUUCAGGCAGAUUCUGCUGCAUCUGGACAUCGCGUCUGCAGACGUGCUCUCCACUCCGCAGGAGACCUACUUCAGAUCUCAGGCCGAGUGGCGUGAGGAGGUCAAGCAACACUUUGAGAAGAUCAAGUCAGAGGGCACGUGUCUUCACCGUCUGGAUGAAGAGCUGAUCAACCGGCGACGAGAGGAACUCAGGCAUGCUCUUGACAUCAGAGAACACUACGAGAGAAAGCUGGAGAGAGCCAACAAUCUGUACAUGGAGCUCAACGCCGUGAUGCUGCAGCUGGAGCUCAAAGAGAAAGAGCUGCUCAGGAGGGAACAGUGUCUGGAUAAGAAAUAUCCUGGUCUCUUCAAACAUCACCCCUCAAACACAGUGGACAAACUCAUCAAGAAGAGAAGCGUCCCUCAGAAACUGCCUCCUCAUGGCAAGAGACCUGACCUCCUGAGAUCAGAGAUCAUUCUCCCCAAGAUGGACGCUGGCGUAAUGCAGGUAACUGUCCCGCCAUGUGCAAACCGAGGACCUACCUCACCUAACCGGGCCCGCAGGGUGAAAACUCGUCACCGGAGGAGCGGCAAGGGAAGCAGCGGGGAUCUGUCAGGGCCUAAGCACCCUUCUGCCCCUGCUAACCGAGAAAGAGAGCCCCCGCUGCCCAACACAACGAUGCCCGCACCGCCCCUCACUGAAACUGCUUCAGGGGCCGCGAUGAGGGAGGGCCAGCUGGAGCCGCCCCCGCUGAAACUGUCCUCGUCCAGCCCAGAUCUGCUCUGCUCCACCCACCGCGCUGAAGACGGAGUCAGUGGAGCUGCCACGACCGAAGCCCUGGGCAGAGAGCCCGGCGGUGAAGCUGAAGCGGGGGCCGGUCUGGAUGAGACUCCACCCAGAAGCGACACGGCGAGUGAGGACGCCGCUUCACUGCCGUUCUCCAGCAGCCCUGAUUCUCCCUGCUGUGGCAGAAGUGGAGCGGUGGGCAGAACUCAUGUAGGAGAGGAGAGAGAAGAGGGAAGCGGGGCGGUGCGAUUACCCAGAGGAUCCAGCGGCAGUCAUCUGACUCCAUCAGCCAUACUGUAUCGAGCUGCUAUCACACGCAAACAGGUUGGAGACACGGUACAUGCUGCAUCUGUUGUUGUCUCACUGGACAAAGACUUUGAACUCAAGGCAUUUGUUGGAGGCUCAGAACGUGGUCAUAUCUGUUGUUACCUCAAAACCUGGAGACUCUAA